ACCGGUUUCUGUGACAGAACAAAGAUAGUUGUUUGAGAAACAUUUCGACAAGAAACAAAAUACUAUCUAUCCACUGCGUCAUUUGAAAACAAAGCGAAAUCUCACACUAAAUCAUUUCAAUUUAAAUUUAUUUUGCAUGUUUGAAUGUGAUAACAAUAAAUAAAAUAUUGUGGAAUUGUUUGUUAGUACUUAUUUCGAUCAAUUAUGACUACAGCACAAGCAACAAGAAACGCAAUCACGUUGAAGGGUUCGGCCGUAAUUAUUUCGGAAUAUUUGAACUAUGGCAUCAAUUCGAUACUAUUCCAAAGAGGCAUUUAUCCAGCUGAAACAUUUGAAAAUGAUCAAAAGUACGGUUUGACAAUUCUAAUGUCCACUGAUGCAAAAAUCAAAGAUUUUUUAAAAAAUGUGCUCACACAAUCUGAAGAAUGGUUGUCGAAGAAUGAAUUGGAAAAGGUCAGUUUGGUGAUUACCAAUGCACAUUCCAAAGAAGUGCUCGAAUGUUGGGAGUUCCUAGUGCAAACGGAAGGUGGCCAAGAAAAUGCCGAUCCAAAUAAUCCGACGGCAAAGAAAGAGCUCAAACGUAUUCAACAAGAAAUUGGCUCGGUUAUGCGUCAAAUUUCGGCAACGGUUAGCUAUUUGCCACUGUUGGAUUGCAUCUGUUCAUUUGACAUUCUCAUUCAUACCAUCAAAGAUUGCGAAUUGCCGGAAAAAUGGAACGAAACCAAUGAGGUCAGCAUCCAAAAUUCACAAACGGUUAAGCUGCGAUCAUUUUCAACCGGUUUGCAUAAUGUUGAUACAAUUGUGAACUAUAAGCUAUCGACGUAAGACACCACAUUGUUUUCGAUGCCAUAUGGCUUCUUCAUCCAUUUCAUGUACACAUUUAUGUUUCGUUUAGAAAAAACUUUACUUGUACUACUUUUUGUUUCCAAUUUGCCUAUGUUAAAUAGUAUUUCCGUUAUCCGCUUGAAAAUUCAAUAAACACAUUGAUUCCA
Molecule: messenger RNA, 992 nt
Organism: Sitodiplosis mosellana (orange wheat blossom midge)
Lineage: Eukaryota; Metazoa; Arthropoda; Insecta; Diptera; Cecidomyiidae
Gene: mad2
Product: mitotic spindle assembly checkpoint protein MAD2A
Exons: 3
Coding region: 205-825 (206 amino acids)
Biological process (GO): mitotic spindle assembly checkpoint signaling
Cellular component (GO): nucleoplasm; cytoplasm; kinetochore
Source: RefSeq, a predicted model, not a curated record